Talaromyces amestolkiae is the source of this 882-nucleotide messenger RNA. RefSeq lists its product as uncharacterized. The transcript is spliced from 3 exons. The record is from RefSeq and is a predicted model, not a curated record. NCBI's taxonomy places the organism in Eukaryota, Fungi, Ascomycota, Eurotiomycetes, Eurotiales, Trichocomaceae. The coding region runs from base 1 to 882 and encodes 293 amino acids.
AUGACCGACAAUGCGAAUGCCCUCUAUCAAGAGGUCGGUCUCCCACUCGUUACUCCAGGCGAACAUGGAGACUUCACUCAAUCUCUAGAGUCCCUGGCCGCACCUGAAAUCAUACAUGAAAGUAUCAUGGCGAAAGCCGUCAAUCUCUCGGAAGAGACCUUAAUGAACACCGUCCACUAUAUCAACCUCAAUCCAACAUCUUCCGCCGGACUGCAAACCCAGCUUGACGCAGUCGCAAACAACAUCAAACUCAGUAACAAUUUCUUCAUCGCCAAGGCCAACUCUGCGCUAGAUGCGAGAGUUGACGCAAAGCAACUCAGCCAUGAUGAGGUUAAAAUGGCCAAUUAUAGAGUCAAAGUCAUGAAUCACCUCGCCAUCAACACACCAUGGUUCUCCACGAACUCUAUGCAAACACAAAGAAAGAUAUUCACCAUGAAGAAAGAAGACUUCCAUCUGGAGCUUAUCAAAACUUUCACUGAGGGGAUGAAUUUGCCACUUAGCAGCAUUGCAGCAAAACUAGAGAACUUCUUGACAAACGUCAACAACAUCAUCAACAGUCAGACUAAGUCUAGCGACGAGAGCUUGAUGUUUUUCAUUUCCAUCACCUCCUACCAACUAGACGAUGUUGAAAGAUGGCAACCAUAUACCAGAACAAUCUAUUUCAAAGUGGACCAAUCAUUGAGCAAAUAUAUCAAGGAAAAGAAGAACACGAGCUCUGAUACAAAACUCAACGUUGAGUUUGAGUAUCUGCAGACAGAUAGCCUAUUCAACAACGAACUUUUUGAAAGUAAUGCUAAAAAAGCGAUUCAACAUUUCUCAGAGGCAGGCAUGGGUGAUCUUGUCAGCGGAUGUACAACUUAUGAUAUCCCAGUCGAUAUAUGA